AUGAACCUGUUCUCCGACGACAGGCGGCUGCGGCUUCAUGAGCUUACUCACAGCGACAUGGUCGCCUGUGUAAGAGACAAGCUUGACCGCAUAUCUGGGUCGAAUGGUUUCGACCAGUUGGUCGAAGACAUUGUGGAGAAAGGACAGGGUAUUUUUCAGUGCGUUGGGAUUGUGGUCAAGAAUAUGAGAUACGAGAUCGACAACACAACUACCGAGGCCCAAGAGUUCAAAGACUCGCUGAAGAUGCUGCCAAGCGAGAUAAACGACCUCUACAAGCACAUAUUUGACUCUCUACGUGAUGCAAAACGUGCAUACCGCACGUUGGCAACGGUUUCCGAGGCGAUGGAAACAGGGGUUACUUCCUUUUCCGUGGAGGCCUACUCUUUUUUUCAAGAUUAUGAGUGGGACAGGAGUUUCGUUAAUCAUCACGGCACAAGCUUGGUAAAACACGCCUCCGUUGGUGGUGCGGUGGACUACUCGAUACCAGAACAGUCACCCUGGGAGGAGUCCGACGGCUCUACGCUGCGCAUCCAUAUACGAUGGAAGUUGUGCAAUUUACCCACCGCUCGGUCAGAGACUUCCUUGAACACCCCGGUGGUCAGCAGAAGAUGCUGGAGCUUCUUGAAGGCUUUGAUGUCUUGGACGCAAUUUCGCAAAUGCACCUCGCAGAUUUACGAAUGCUUCGCGAGAAUUGCCCGGGCUUCGAUACCUCAUAUAUAUUAUUUCGUGAACGGCACAGGAAUGGCUCAGACAAAAAUCCCUACAUUUUCCUGGAAGCAUGGGAUAAAUUCUGCCCUGAUGACGACUCUCUUGAGCCCAGCCCCGGGCACUAUGAUGUCCUUCUUCCAGCGGGCAGCACUGCCUAUGGGUUAG
Messenger RNA from Podospora bellae-mahoneyi, 873 nucleotides. RefSeq lists its product as uncharacterized. The record is from RefSeq and is a predicted model, not a curated record. The transcript has 2 exons. The coding region runs from base 1 to 873 and encodes 290 amino acids. Lineage: Eukaryota; Fungi; Ascomycota; Sordariomycetes; Sordariales; Podosporaceae.